AUGUACUCUAAGGAAUUGGUCGUGGCCACUCAGGCAGUUCGUAAGGCUUCCUUGUUGACCCGUAGAAUCCAAUCUCAAGUGAUUUCUAAUAGAAACAAUUCUACUAUUAUUAAAGAUGACAAAUCGCCAGUUACUGUGGGAGACUUUGCAGCUCAGACGAUCAUCAUCAAUACGAUCAAGGCGAAUUUCCCCAACGAUAGUAUUGUUGGUGAAGAAUCUGCUGAUGAUUUGAGUGAUGAGUUUUUGUCCAGGAUCUUGAGUUUGAUUAAUGAGAAUGAUGAGAUAUAUACCAGAGAUUACCCAUGCGAGGACGACGUAUAUCCUUUCAAAGACGGCCAGGAUUUCCCCUUGGCUACUACCGACGAUGUGCGCCGUGUUAUUAAUAUGGGUAAUUAUCAAGGUGGUAGAUCUGGUCGAUUCUGGUGUUUAGAUCCAAUUGAUGGGACUAAAGGGUUUUUAAGAGGCGAUCAAUUCUCUGUAUGCUUGGCAUUUAUUGUAGAUGGUAAACCACAAAUCGGAUGUGUUGGCUGUCCCAAUCUAUCUUUGGAAUCCUACGGUGGACAAGAUACUACUGGGUUUGAUAAGUUUGGUUAUCUGUAUAGAGCUCACAGAGAUCAUGGUGCGUUCAUCUCCGUGGCCAGUUUACCUAGAUUAAAUUGGUCUGCUUUGAAAUGUAAUACGCUUACUGACACCAACCAAAUGGUCUCGUUAGAAGGUGUAGAAAGAGCACAUUCAGACCAUGACGAACAAGAUAUGAUUAAGUCACGUUUAGGGAUGAAGCAGACAAGACAUUUGGAUUCGAAUGUGAAAUAUUGUCUCUUGGCAUCCGGUCUUGGCGACGCAUAUUUGCGUAUCCCAUUAACAAUGGAAUUCCAAGAAAAGAUAUGGGACCAUGCCGCAGGAAAUGUGAUUGUUCUGGAGUCCGGAGGGAUCCAUACCGAUGCGAUGGAAAACGUUCCUUUAGAUUUCGGUAAUGGUAGAACACUGGCCACCAAGGGCGUCAUUGCCACCUGUGGGCCUGCAGAGUUACAUACAAAAGUUGUCACGACUGCCGGCGAGAUCAUCAGAUCCAGAAAGCACUAG
This is a messenger RNA of Henningerozyma blattae CBS 6284, 1083 nucleotides long. RefSeq names its product 3'(2'),5'-bisphosphate nucleotidase (gene MET22). Gene Ontology annotation, biological process: sulfate assimilation; phosphatidylinositol phosphate biosynthetic process. The record is from RefSeq and is a predicted model, not a curated record. The transcript has a single exon. Lineage: Eukaryota; Fungi; Ascomycota; Saccharomycetes; Saccharomycetales; Saccharomycetaceae. Gene Ontology annotation, molecular function: 3'(2'),5'-bisphosphate nucleotidase activity. Bases 1 to 1083 code for a protein of 360 amino acids.